AUGUUACGGCGGGUGUACAAUGCACUGCGUAAUGUGGAUGAACCAUCACGUUACAUGGAGUUCAACAUCCUGAUGGUGCGGUUCAUGGGCGUGCUGGUGAACCGUGGCAUGCCUGGAGCGCUGUUGACAUGGUCGCUGCUCGCGCUGCUUCUCAGCCAGGGGCUGGCCGGUGUGCUCGACCUGUACGAAAACCAUAGUGACAUCGCUGAUAUCACUGCUAACCUGCCUGUCACCACCAUUGUCUUCAGCUCUGCCUACCGCCUCUUCUUCUUCACCCUACACCAUGAUCGCUACCAGGCGAUCGUAGACACCGUUGGGGAUCGUUUUGUCGCCUCUUCCAGCAGCAUCAACAUGGCUCCCUGGCUACGACGCUCCAGAAUAAUUUCCAUACUAUACUUCACAUAUGGUUCGUUUGUGGCUUCAACUUGGCAGCUGCACCCACUAAUUUCAGCACAAUUGACAUCAGCUGAAAUGAGAAAGGAAAGUAAUGGAACUUUUGAAGGCUUACCUAGAGAGCUGUGGGAGUUUCCUUUCAGAGCACAAUACCCAUUUGAUGCAAGGCAGCCAUAUGUCUACACUGUUGUUUUUCUAUUACAAGGAGCUUGUAUAUUUGUUUCUGGAUGCAUGAUAGUUGUACUAGAUAUGAUGUUUAUUACACUAACGUUACUCAUAUGUGGACAACUUGAAAUACUCAAAGAUAAACUUCGAAAUAUGAGAAACAUAGCAACUGACCAAAGGCAAAAUGAAGAUAUUGGUUUAGUGGGAAAAGCUCUGGAAAAACAAGCUCUGGAGAGACGUAAAAUGAUCCUGAACUCGAGUACUGACAUAACUAAACAGGAUGAAAAUUUUAAUGAAGAUCUUGUAACUAAAAAGAUAAAUCUAUUACUUGGUGAAUGUGUAGAGCACCACAAUAUGCUACUGUCCUGA
This is a messenger RNA of Schistocerca americana (American grasshopper), 927 nucleotides long. Its product is annotated as odorant receptor 83a-like. Gene Ontology annotation, cellular component: plasma membrane. Gene Ontology annotation, biological process: detection of chemical stimulus involved in sensory perception of smell; sensory perception of smell. The coding region runs from base 1 to 927 and encodes 308 amino acids. NCBI's taxonomy places the organism in Eukaryota, Metazoa, Arthropoda, Insecta, Orthoptera, Acrididae. The transcript is spliced from 3 exons. The record is from RefSeq and is a predicted model, not a curated record. Gene Ontology annotation, molecular function: olfactory receptor activity; odorant binding.